AUGGCAAUAAUACUCCGACUUUUGUGCCUCUUCUCCGCGUGUGCACUCAUCACUGCUGCACCAGUCAAAGUCUACACACAACGGGAUUUGGAGUAUGUUAGAUAUCCAUCGACCCAGUCAAUUGAAGCCAUUUCCUCAAAGCGAGACACCGAAUACGUUCGAAACCCUUUGAGUGAUUGGGAUACCGCACUCCCUGCUUCCAACGGCGGGCCGGUCGAGCCUGUCCCACAAGCAGAUCUCAAGCACUAA
Messenger RNA from Sclerotinia sclerotiorum 1980 UF-70, 249 nucleotides. RefSeq lists its product with no specific name. Lineage: Eukaryota; Fungi; Ascomycota; Leotiomycetes; Helotiales; Sclerotiniaceae. The record is from RefSeq and is a predicted model, not a curated record. The coding region runs from base 1 to 249 and encodes 82 amino acids. The transcript is spliced from 2 exons.